Molecule: messenger RNA, 3910 nt
Organism: Linum trigynum
Lineage: Eukaryota; Viridiplantae; Streptophyta; Magnoliopsida; Malpighiales; Linaceae
Source: the annotation of a GenBank genome assembly
UGUAGGUGGUGACAUUUGGUCCUCGCUAAUGUGAAUUAUGGUGGUGUGGUGUUCCUGGAAAUCCCCAAAGCGCUGGAGGUAAUGUAACCUUGAGGUAGAGAUACAAAGCGAAAAGCAGCAAACAAAUAAAUAAGAGGAAUUUAAAUUAGAAAGUGAACAUACGGUGAAAGAGGCAAAUGAACUUCAUUCCUGAUGAAAACAUCAUGCAAAAUUAGCAAGUAGCAUUUUAUAGAAGGAUAAGUUUGGUGGCCAAUACAAAUCAAUUAAACUGCCAAAAAGCUCAAUUCUUAUACUUCCCUUCUCCCAUCAAUAUGGUAUUACAACUCUAUUUACUAACUCUAACAAAAUCAACAAUCAAUUCGACUUUCUAGCCAUUGGUCCUGAUUUGCAGCAACAUCUAACAAACACCCCACUACCCUAUCUUGCAAUAAGCUUUUUUUUGGAUGAAUUAAGCUUAUUUUUUCUCGAAGACAAAGUGAUCGAGAUAAAUAAACCCUAAAGCUAAAUACCAACCAAGACAAAAGAAUGAACGAAUACAAGUGAUCGCGUAAAAAUAAACCCUAAACCUCAAAACCAAUAAAGACAAAGUGUACGGGUCAAUAGAGAGGAGAUUGCAAAAUAUAUAGGAGGAGAAUAUAAGACAAAGUGGAAAGAAGGGUAGAUUUAUAUAUGCAAACAAACCAAGAACGAUAACGGUAAUCUUGGCUCACUUAAUUAAUAUCAUAUUCAUAUGGAAGGGUAAAUUAGUUGUUUGUAGUGGUGUUCAAAUGGUUAUCAUGAUAAUUACAAAUUAUCAAAUCAAAUAAGUCUAAAUCCUAUUAAUCAUGGAACAAAGUAAAACCGACCAAACUAAUUAAUCAAUCUAUAGUUCAAUUGGUUGGGUUAAUUGGUUAAUCAUGUUGAUCAAUAUAACAUAACAUUAUUAUUAGGUGAAAAAAUAUCCUGAUAAUUCAUUAAUAAAUAAUCUAUUUAAUUAAUAAAGUAUAAUGAUUAACACAUGAUUAACCCUUAACGUAAAUACAUGCAACUAAUAAAAAUAUAUUGUAGUAACUGAAGUAGCCACCUAACAAAAAUAUAUGCUAAUGAUAUGGGGUUGAUGACUUGUGUAUGUUUUGUGUUAAUUGUCUUAAUCUCUUAGCAAUUAUCAAAGGACAAACCUCUUUCCUUUCAAUUGUGUGAAUUGUCUUAGUCUCUUAGCAUCUUAUUCUUUCUUUGUUGCAAAAGAAAGGAAAGCAUUAGAAAAAAGGAGUAAAAAAAAGGAAAAAAGUUUAUGUGGUGUUGUAAUUUAUGAAGCCCAAGCUAAUAAAUGUCAUGAUUUUUUUGUUCCAAUAUAUAUAAAAUUGGAUGUUAUUUCUAAGAGCAAAAAUAAUAUAAGGAUUCUUUUAAAACAAUUUUAGGAGUCGGUUCCCUUUCAUGAGGUUUUUCUUUCAUUUUUCGUAUGAGGAUUUUGUCGGUCAGGAUGUCGGUUGAACUAUUUUAUUCUCUUUUUAUAUUUAUGGUUAAAGAGGAUGUCAGUUAAACUAUUUUCUACUCUCCUCAUUUCGUAAUGGUUUUGGUACUAUGUUGUUGUUUUUCUUGAAUGAAAGACGAUGUUUGUUCUUCCCUGAGGUUUCUCUCGAGGCAACAGCGGAUGUCAAUUAUAAGUCAUUGUUGGCCGAUGAUGGCAUACCCGAUGAUGAGGCAUCUGGGCUAAAUGUAUCGAUACCUGGUGCAAGGAAAGGGAGAAAUGGAGUCAAGUGUAGGAGAGCACCUAGAAUACAGCCGGCCAAAGAUGAUGCUCCAAUGAAAGUAGAGAUUUUGGAGGUUGGGGAGAAAGGCAUGGAAGGUGAGGAACUAGCCUUCAAUUGGCUACCUGUAAAGGUGAUGUUCUCGGUUAUCUAUACUCAAAGGGAAUUAAACCUGAUGGGGUGCUUGGUUCACCAUGACCGCGGGAAGAUAACGUUACUGCUUAACCUGUUGCUCUGAUACCACGAGAAAAAUAACCAAGUAUUGAGACCGAGACACUAUCUUUUACGUGGUAUCUCCAAUUUUACGAUCAGGACAAAUCCACGGAAGAGUUCAUAGUUUAAAAAAUUCAUUUGGCCACAGCCUGGUAUGAUUUAUAAAUGAAUCCGGCCAACCGGCCGGGCACGUGACUAGUUCCUAUAAGGAUCAGAAGAAACAACGGUUGUAUCCAUUCAAAUUUAUCCAACCAAUGCUUUCUGGUGCUUCUGCAACCGAGUGCCUUCCUAUCUUUUCUUUUGGGCCAUAACAUCUUUUCUCCAUUUAUCUCCUGACGCAGAAACAGAAGAUGUAUAUAUAUACUCUACUAGCUGGGUGUCCGGCCUUUGGCCGGUGUGUUGCCUGGUGUUUGUUAUGUUUGCUUGUCUUGUGUGUUGAUAUUGAAGGGAGGUUUAGUUUGGGACUUGUGUUUUAUUAUGUCCUUUAGACGUCAGUACCACCAAUAAAUUUUCUAUUCACGUCAAUACAAACCUUGUAUUAAGGGGUUAUGUUUUUAAUGUAAGGGGAAAAUAAAAUCUUAUUUAUCAAUUUAUAGCAGUAGCUUAGAUUUGCCUUUACAAUUAUUUAUAUACAACUGAAGGCUUUGUUCUUGUACAUAAGGAAAAGAUAAAUUACUAUAGAAUAUUUAUCAUAGUAUAGUAGUCUAUAGGUGGUGACAUUUGGUCCUCGCUAAUGUGAAUUAUGGUGGUGUGGUGUUCCUGGAAAUCUCCAAAGCGCUGGAGGUAAUGUAACCUUGAGCUAGAGAUACAAAGAGAAAAGCGGCAAACAAAUAAAUAAGAGGAAUUUAAAUUAGAAAGUGAAGCUCACAUACGGUGAAAGAGUCAAAUGAACUUCAUUCCUGAUGAAAACAUCAUGCAAAAUUAGCAAGUAGCAUUUUAUAGAAGGAUCGAAAGCAUCAUACGCAAAUUUGGUAGCCAAACACAUCAAUUAAACUGCCAAAAGGCUCAAUUCUUAUAUUUCCCUUCUCCAAUCAAUGUGGUAUUACAACUCUAUUGACUAAUUCUAACAAAAUCAGCAAUCAAUUCGACUUUCUAGUCAUUGGUCCUGAUUUGCAGCAACAUCUAACAAACACCCCACUACCCUUUCUUGCAAUAAGCUUUUUUUUUUGGAUGAAUUAAGCUUAUUUUUUCUCGAAGACAAAGUGAUCGAGAAAAAUAAACCCUAAAGCUAAAUACCAACCAAGACAAAAGAAUGAACGAAUACAAGUGAUCGCGUAAAAAUAAACCCUAAACCUUAAAAUCAAUAAAGACAAAGUGGACGGGUCAAUAGAGAGGAGAUUGCAAAAUAUAUAGGAGGAGAAUAGAAGAUAAAGUGGAAAGAAGGGUAGAUUUAUAUACGCAAACAGACCAAUAACGAUAACGGUAAUCUUGGCUCACUUAAUUAAUAUCAUAUGAAGGGUAAAUUAGUUGUUUCUAGUGGUGUUGAAAUGGUUAUCAUGAUAAUUACAAAUUAUCAAAUCAAAUAAGUCUAAAUUCUAUUAACCAUGGAACAAAGUAUAAAAAUCAAACCGACCAAACUAAUUAAUCAAUCUAUAGUUCAAUUGGUUUGGUUAAUUGGUUAAUCAGGUUGAUCAAUAUAACAUAACAUUAUUAUUAGGUGAAAAAAUAUCCUGAUAAUUCAUUAAUACAUAAUCUAUAUAAUUACUAAAGUAUAAUGAUUAACACAUGAUUAACCCUUAACGUAAAUACAUGCAACUAAUAAAAAUAUAUUGUAGUAACUAGAAGUAGCCACCUAACAAAAAUAUAUGCUAAUGAUAUGGGGUUGAUGACUUGUGUAUGUUUUGUGUUAAUUGUCUUAAUCUCUGAGCAAUUAUCAAAGGACAAACCUCUUUCCUUUCAAUUGUGUGAAUUGUCUUAGUCUCUUAGCAUCUUAUUCUUUCUUUAUUGCAAAAGAAAGGAAAGCAUUAGAA